Molecule: messenger RNA, 2079 nt
Organism: Nomascus leucogenys (northern white-cheeked gibbon)
Lineage: Eukaryota; Metazoa; Chordata; Mammalia; Primates; Hylobatidae
Gene: TRIM72
Product: tripartite motif containing 72
Molecular function (GO): protein binding; zinc ion binding
Source: RefSeq, a predicted model, not a curated record
AGUCUGGGAGGGUCUUCCGCUGAGCACUGUGUGCCCAUCACACAUGGUGUCCACUGUCAGCUGCCCCUGUGAGUCCCUGUCCUUGUUUGGAGCCUGCUGCUUGUCUCAGAUCCUUGGACACAGCCCUGACCCCAGUCCAGCUAGGCUCGACCCUGGCCCGUCCUCCUUGGAGUCUCUUUCAGCCUAAGAUUUCCAACCAGACCUGCCCGCCAUGUCGGCUGCGCCCGGCCUCUUGCACCAGGAGCUGUCCUGCCCGCUGUGCCUGCAGCUGUUCGACGCGCCCGUGACAGCCGAGUGCGGCCACAGUUUCUGCCGCGCCUGCCUGGGCCGCGUGGCCGGGGAGCCGGCGGCGGAUGGCACCGUUCUCUGCCCCUGCUGUCAGGCCCCCACGCGGCCGCAGGCACUCAGCACCAACCUGCAGCUGGCGCGCCUGGUGGAGGGGCUGGCCCAGGUGCCGCAGGGCCACUGCGAGGAGCACCUGGACCCGCUGAGCAUCUACUGCGAGCAGGACCGCGCGCUGGUGUGCGGAGUGUGCGCCUCACUCGGCUCGCACCGUGGUCAUCGCCUCCUGCCCGCCGCCGAGGCCCACGCACGCCUCAAGACACAGCUGCCACAGCAGAAACUGCAGCUGCAGGAGGCAUGCAUGCGCAAGGAGAAGAGUGUGGCUGUGCUGGAGCAUCAGCUGGUGGAGGUGGAGGAGACAGUGCGUCAGUUCCGGGGGGCCGUGGGGGAGCAGCUGGGCAAGAUGCGGGUGUUCCUGGCUGCACUGGAGGGCUCCUUGGACCGCGAGGCAGAGCGUGUGCGGGGUGAGGCAGGGGUCGCCUUGCGCCGGGAGCUGGGGAGCCUGAACUCUUACCUGGAGCAGCUGCGGCAGAUGGAGAAGGUGCUGGAGGAGGUGGCGGACAAGCCGCAGACUGAGUUCCUCAUGAAAUACUGCCUGGUAACCAGCAGGCUGCAGAAGAUCCUGGCAGAGUCUCCCCCACCCGCCCGUCUGGACAUCCAGCUGCCAAUUAUCUCAGAUGACUUCAAAUUCCAGGUGUGGAGGAAGAUGUUCCGGGCUCUGAUGCCAGCGCUGGAGGAGCUGACCUUUGACCCGAGCUCUGCGCACCCGAGCCUGGUGGUGUCUUCCUCAGGCCGCCGCGUGGAGUGCUCGGAGCAGAAGGCGCCGCCGGCCGGGGAGGACCCGCGCCAGUUCGACAAGGCGGUGGCGGUGGUGGCGCACCAGCAGCUCUCCGAGGGCGAGCACUACUGGGAGGUGGAGGUUGGCGACAAGCCGCGCUGGGCGCUGGGUGUGAUCGCGGCCGAGGCCCCCCGCCGCGGGCGCCUGCACGCGGUGCCCUCGCAGGGCCUGUGGCUGCUGGGGCUACGCGAGGGCAAGAUCCUGGAGGCGCACGUGGAGGCCAAGGAGCCGCGCGCUCUGCGCAGCCCCGAGAGGCGGCCCACGCGCAUCGGCCUUUACCUGAGCUUCGGCGACGGCGUCCUCUCCUUCUACGAUGCCAGCGAUGCCGACGCGCUCGUGCCGCUUUUUGCCUUCCACGAGCGCCUGCCCGGGCCCGUGUACCCCUUCUUCGACGUGUGCUGGCACGACAAGGGCAAGAAUGCCCAGCCGCUGCUGCUCGUGGGUCCCGAAGGCGCCGAGGCCUGAGCCGCCGGAUGGGUCGGGGAGGGGUGCAGGGGCCUGGGUUGGAGCUUAGGUCUCCUUGGUCGGGUCUGACGGGAGAAGGGUGGGGAGCGGGUUGCCAGGGCCCAGGGGGCUGGGAACUGGGGGAUCUCCCAGAAUACUGACAAGCAUGGGGUAGGACUGGCUUGGUGGCUCAUGCCUGUAAUCCCAGCACUUUGGGAGACGGAGGCGAGUGGAUCACCUGAGGUCAGGAGUUUAAGACCAGCCUGGCCAACAUGGUGAAACUCCUCUCUACUAAAAAUACAAAAAUUAGCUGGGCGUGGUGGCCUACGCCUGUAAUCCCAGCUACUUGGGAGGCUGAGGCAGGAGAAUUGCUUGAACCCAGGAGGUGGAGGUUGCAGUGAGCGGACAUUGCGGCACUGCACUCUAGCCUGGGUGACUAGAGUGAGACUCUGUCU